Trypanosoma theileri is the source of this 399-nucleotide messenger RNA. RefSeq lists its product as uncharacterized. The record is from RefSeq and is a predicted model, not a curated record. The transcript has a single exon. Bases 1 to 399 code for a protein of 132 amino acids. NCBI's taxonomy places the organism in Eukaryota, Euglenozoa, Kinetoplastea, Trypanosomatida, Trypanosomatidae.
AUGCCGGAACCGGAAACGGUGGAAAACCCCACCCAACCCCCGCAGAGAAAGCACUGGCGGAACUCGACCCCACCACCCCGAACGAAAAACGUUGAGGCGGGCGCGGGGUCUCGACCAAGGACUGGGGAAGGGUUUCCGGGAAAAGAAAAAGAACCUCGCGCGCCGGCGCCGCCCCCAGGGCCCAAGCACCGCAACAAACCACCCCCACCGGCUGCCGAAGCCGCCGCCCGGCUGAACCACCCGAAAAAAAACCAAAAACCAACACCACAGGGGAAAAAAAGCUUGAAAACGCCGGGAUGCCCGUUGGGGAGGGGUGUGGGCGGGGUUGUGGUUCCGACGCGGCCGGAACGGGAACGCGCUGGGCAAAGCCCACCCCAUCGAUGGAGGCUUGUCCUCUAA